Capra hircus (goat) is the source of this 3648-nucleotide messenger RNA. RefSeq names its product chromosome 19 C17orf53 homolog (gene HROB). The coding region runs from base 215 to 2191 and encodes 658 amino acids. The record is from RefSeq and is a predicted model, not a curated record. Lineage: Eukaryota; Metazoa; Chordata; Mammalia; Artiodactyla; Bovidae. The transcript is spliced from 10 exons. Gene Ontology annotation, biological process: recombinational repair.
CUUCGAACGCGGCCGAGGGAGCCAGACCCCUGCUUCCUGACCACCCUCCUUCGGCCCCCACCUGGGUUUCCGAGACGCCUCUCUCCGACCUCGCCCCAGAGACACUGUCGCCAGGACUCUGACCCUCCCACGUGGACCAAGGGCGAAGCCCCGGCGACCCCUGGAGUCAGAGUCUGUCCGGCCAAGCCGCGGCCGGAGCCUACUGGCGGUCGCCAUGGCAUGCAGUCUGCAGAAGCUGUUUGCUGUGGAAGAGGAGUUUGAAGAUGAGGAUUUCUUGUCGGCUGUGGAGGAUGCAGAGAACCAGUUGGCGGGCACACGGCCUGUAAAUGCCGGGUGCCUAAGACCUGUCUCCUCCCGGCCACAGGAGGCCCAGCUGCUGCCUCGAGUCACUGCCCCAGCAGAGGCUGCAGGCCUGCCAGCCCUGGGACUCCGCCUUCCUACCUGCGGUGGGCCUAGGGCCACUGGGGGUCCGCCUCCCACAGGAACAGCUCCCCUAAGGCCUGUCUCAACAUCCAGCAGCUGGACUGGCACUCAGGGAAGAGUGACACUGACAGAAGUGCUUGAAGAGCCAGGAAGACCCCAGUCCUCAGCCUCCUGCCCCCAGCUUACCUUCAGGAGCAAAGAGCAGGUGAUUGGUGGCUUCGAGGGGCCUGAACAAGAUGAAUUUGAUAAGGUCCUGGCAAGCAUGGAGCUGGAGGGGCCCAGCGUGGAGCCGCAACUUGGAGUUCACAGUGAGGCCACAGAAAUCCUGCCCAGCUGGCAGCAGGAGGACUCCACAUUGGCUAAAAAGGCUCGGGUGGCUCAUCUGAGCAGACCUUGUCAAAGGGGGCCUGUUCCUGCCCCCCACGUAACUGGUAUCCCAUCAGCCCGGGAUGCACCCCCGGAUUUCGCAGUCCUCUGCAGGACUCCACAACCUCACUUGAGACCUGGAACUGUGGGCAACUUUCCUGUCCCAGCUACCUCAAUGGUUCGUGCUCAGCCACCCCACUGGGAAGUCUCUCCCGUGGGUCCCCCUCCUCGAACACCCCAGCCUCUCCAAGGUGCUGGCAGGCCCAUUCAGAGCAGCCCUCAAAAUCGUUUCCCUGCUCAGCCAUUCCGGUCUCCAAACACCUGUUCAAGUGGCGAACUCCGUUUUCUUAGACUCCGGACUCCCAACUCAAGCUGUGCUGCUCCCCCAAAGACCAGCUAUGGACUGUUUCCUCAGGGCCCACCCCAACCCCGAACUCCAGCGUCUUCUGUCCUGUCUCCUGUCUGCACCCCAAAGGGUCCCGGUCCCUCCCCGCUCCCUCAAGCAGCUCUGCAGACGCCCAUCGUCACCAACCACCUGGUGCGGCUGGUCACCGCUGCCAGCCGGACACCCCAGCAACCCACCUGCACCUCCACCCGGACCAAGAUGCGCCGCUUCCCUGGCCCAGCAGGGCUCCUGCCUCACCAGCACAGUGGGAAAAAUCUGGACGACAUCAUGGUUUCCACGCCCCAGACUCCGACUCACGGUGCUCUGGCUAAAUUCCGGACAGAGGUUGUCACUAGUUCCCAGGCAUCGGUGGAGGAAGACUUUGGACGAGGGCCCUGGCUGACCAUGAAAUCUACGCUGGGUCUGGAUGAGAGAGACCCUGCUUGCUUCCUCUGUACCUACAGCAUCAUCAUGGUGCUGCGAAAGGCAGCCCUGAAGCAGCUUCCUGGGAACAAAGUCCCCAACAUGGCGGUGAUGAUCAAGUCCCUGACUCGGAGCGCAAUGGAUGCCAGCGUGGUUUUCAAGGACCCUACGGGAGAGAUGCAGGGCACGGUGCACAGGUUGCUGCUGGAGACGCGCCAGAAUGAGCUGAAGCCUGGCUCGGUGCUGCUGCUCAAGCAGAUCGGAGUGUUUUCUCCUUCACUCCGAAACCACUACCUCAACGUGACUCCCAACAACCUGGUCCGUGUUUAUAGUCCAGAUGCUGGAGACGGGAACAUCCUCAAGCGAUCUCAGUCCUUCCCCAAGGAUCUUGAAAGUUUCCAUGAAAGCCUCCAGCAAGAGAGCGAGAAGCCUGGGAAAGGCCUCCAAACAGCACAGAAUCCAGAGGAAGGGGCAUCCCUCGAGAAAGAACUCCCAGAAGCAGAUGACCUGGAUGGACUCCUGAGCGAGCUCCCUGAAGACUUCUUCUGUGGGACCAGCAAUUGGGACUGCCCCAAGGCAGGGCACCCGCCGUGAGCCGGCAGCCUCUCAGCACCGUGCCAGAGCUCUGGUUGUGUCUGAUCACAUGCCUGGGAGAGAGGAGGACCAGCACAGCUGGAGAGCAGACAGAGUUCUGAGACCUCUGUGGUUGUUCCCACCCUGGACACUUUCCCUGAGAACACCCUUGUCCCUCAGAUUGUGCACUGUCGUCACUUUGGGUCUUCCUUUGGCACGCGGAACUCUGCUCAGUAUUGGAUCUACUGUCCUUCAAGCGCUCGGGUGCAUAUCCCUUCUUCUCCAGCAAGGAAGGUGUGUCACUCUCCCACCUCCGCUUGACUUUAGAGGAUGCGGGGCCUGGUCCCUUGACUCCCUAGUCCCAGGACAGCUGAGGAGCGAAGAGAAGCUGUGGCUUUUGUGGCAACUUGUCCCUCUGGACAAGGAGGGAACACACUCAGGCUUCCCUCUGCUUUGUCUCUUGAGGCCUAUAGCUGCCCAGCUUACCUGUGUCUGGGGCUCCAAGGUGCGGGGGCAUGGUUGUGGCUGGGGCAUCUUAUUCUGAAAUAAAAGCAGCUGCCUGCUUCACCUGCCUCCCUCUCUUUCCCAGCCUCUCAGCUCCUUGUCCUGUCUGCCCUGCCUUUGGUGCCUUGGCCAGGACAGAGCCAAAGCUACUCAUUUUCUUUCUCUUUUUUCUCAUAGACUUCUUUUUUUCUUUUUUCUGCACUGGGUCUUAGUUGUAGCACACGGGAUCUUUAGUUCCAGCAUGUGAACUGUUAGCUGCAGCAUGUGGGAUCUAGUUCCCCAACCAGGGAUCAAUCCCAGGCCCUCUGCAUUGGGAGCUCAGAGUCUUAGCCACUGGACCACCAGAGAAGUCCCUAUAAACUUUUUGACAGUUUUAGAUUUAUAGGAUUGCAGAGAUGUUCCAGGGAGUUCUCCUAUACCUCACAGCCAGUCUAAGAGCCAGUAUUGACACAUUAUUAACUGGACUCUAUGCUUUAUUGACAUUAACCCAGUUUUCCUCUAAUAUUCUCUUUCUCUUGCAGGAUCCCAUGCAACAUUUAGUCAUCUUGUCUGUAUAGACUUCUCUUGGCUGUGGUAGUUUCUCAGACUUUCCUUGUUUCUUAAUGACCAUGACAGCUUCCAGGAGCACAGGUCUCACUUAUUGUCAGAUGCCCCCCUGUUGGAAUUUGUCUGGUGUGUUUUCGUGACUAGACGAGGGUUAUGUGUUUGGGAGAGGAAGAGCACAAAGGUGAGCUCGCAUUUUCAUCGCGUCAUAUCAAGAGCUGGUGGUGACUUUGAUCACCUGGCUGAGAUAGGGUUCGUCAGGUUUGGUCAGGUUUCUCCUCUGUCAAGUUACUCUUUUUCUCCUUUUCCACACGAUUUUGGAAGGAAGUCACUCUGCCGCCCACACUUAAGGAGUGAGGGGUUAUGUUCUCUGCCUCUUGAAGGGCAGAAUAUCUGCAUGGAUGAUUUGAAAUUCAGCAUGGAAGAUUGGU